Messenger RNA from Glycine soja, 1302 nucleotides. Its product is annotated as heat stress transcription factor B-3-like. Gene Ontology annotation, biological process: regulation of transcription by RNA polymerase II. Gene Ontology annotation, cellular component: nucleus. The record is from RefSeq and is a predicted model, not a curated record. NCBI's taxonomy places the organism in Eukaryota, Viridiplantae, Streptophyta, Magnoliopsida, Fabales, Fabaceae. The coding region runs from base 311 to 1006 and encodes 231 amino acids. The transcript is spliced from 2 exons. Gene Ontology annotation, molecular function: DNA-binding transcription factor activity; RNA polymerase II cis-regulatory region sequence-specific DNA binding.
GAAGCCUCUAUAAAAAAAGGGGUAGGCUUAGUGCGUACGUUUUAACUAUUUAUUCAUAGAGAGAAAGCUAGGAAGAGAGAAAGAAGGAAAAUAUUGAAGCUCUUGCAAUUCUCAUGAACUGUGGAGUCGUGUUGGGUUUCUAUUGUUGGGGUUGGGAGUUCUUAACUGCCCUUCUUCUCUUCUCUUCUCAUCAACCUUAUUGAUCAUUCUCUUCAUCCUCCUCUUCUUCUUCAAAAACCAAUUUCUUUUUAUAUAUAUACAAAUAAGGAAGACAUCAAAGAAAAAAAUAGCAAAAUAUUUUUUUAAAAAUAUGGAAGGAACAAGUGAAAAGGGGUUGUGGGAAUGUGGAAGGAAGUGCACUCCACCACCGUUUUUGUUGAAGACUUAUAUGCUCGUGGACGAUCCGGCCACGGACGACGUCGUUUCAUGGAAUUCCGAAGGGACGGCGUUCGUGGUGUGGCAGCCAGCGGAGUUUGCUCGUGAUCUCCUCCCAACACUCUUCAAACACAGCAACUUCUCUAGCUUUGUGCGCCAGCUCAAUACUUAUGGCUUUCGUAAAAUUGCAACAAGCAGAUGGGAGUUUUUCAAUGACAGGUUCAAGAAAGGUGAAAGAGAACUUCUACAUGAGAUUCGGCGAAGAAAAGCUUGGACCAGCAAGCAACAACCAAAGGCACCAAACCAAGCAACACUCCAAGACUCUGAUGAAGAUCAAAGGUCCUCAUCAAUCUCAUCAUCUUCUGGUUACACUACCCUUGUGGAUGAAAACAAGCGACUCAAGAAGGAGAAUGGGGUGUUGAACUCUGAGCUCACAAGUAUGAAAAGGAAGUGCAAGGAACUUCUUGAUUUGGUUGCCAAAUAUUCAUCACAUGCAAAAGAGGAGAAAGAGGAUGAAAGGCCAAUGCUGUUUGGAGUGAGAUUAGAUGUUCAAGGAGAGAGGGAGAUGAAGAGGCAUAGAGCUGAGAUGAGUGAAAGCGCAAGCAUUAUGUUGUCUCAGUCAUGCAAAUAGCUAGACAUGUUAUUAUACAUAGAAGCUUAAGAGUAUUCAGUAUAGAUACUGAAAAAGUAAUAAUCAAAUAUUUGGAAGUCAUAUAUUUGAUUAAUUAAUGGAUAGUUAGGCUUGCAAAGAGUAUUUUCGCCCUAGUUUGUAGUUACUUUGGAUAUCAUAUUGGAUGCAUCAAGGAACUAAUUAAGACACCUCAAGCAUAUAUAGCAUAUGCUGUAAUUAUAUAUGUAGUGUGAUUCAGAACCGAUGAAACAUAAUUUAUGUAAGCUUAAGCGGGUAUCAAUUAGUUCAUUGUUGUC